Messenger RNA from Podarcis lilfordi (Lilford's wall lizard), 8234 nucleotides. The record is from the annotation of a GenBank genome assembly. Lineage: Eukaryota; Metazoa; Chordata; Lepidosauria; Squamata; Lacertidae.
GGCCUGGGAUGCCUUUGGGCAUUUUCAUGGCUCCAUAACACGGCGCGCUUCCGAGGAGGAGGUGCUUGAAUUCCUGGUUCUCCUAAAGGCGCAAGGGCCUUGCCAUUAAAACUUUAAUGCUUUACAGGGCAGCUAUCUCCUUCUUUUGUAAAUUCCUUUGUUGGCUGGACCCCUGUGACAGCUUCCACAUCAAGAAGCUGCUGGCUGGGUGGCGUCGCAUCAUUCCCCCACGUCAGGAUGGCAGGAAGCCCAUCACUAUCGACACACUCAAACUAAUUUGGGGGGAAAUUACCAGAGAUCUGCUGGUCAAAUUUCGAAACACGUCUCUUUGGAGCAGCAUUCUCCCUAGCCUUCUUUGGUGCCAUGCGCAUUGGGGAGUGUUUGGCGGCCGGGGCCCCUCAAUCAGGGUUGGCGGAUACGGACAUUAAGUUCUCGGGGGAUACUGUGAAUGUCAGAAUUCGGUCAUCAAAAACGGAUCAAUUGAGAAAAGGAGUCACAUUGGCACCUCCUCCGACGGAACAGGAGGGGCCCUGCCCCUAUCAGGACACACGCUGCUUCUUCAGGGUCCGGCCUAAGUGCAAGGGCCCUUUCUUCAUACACGCAAACACGCGCCCUUUGUCGCGAUCCCAAUUCACUGCAGUCUUGCGCAAAGUCAUAGCGGCCUGUGGAGCUGACCCCCAAGUAUAUUCUGGGCACUACUUCCGUAUCGGGGUUGCCACUUCAGUGGCACUCCAGGGUUGGGACCCAGCCUGCAUCAAUACACUGGGGCACUGGCGCUUGGCAGCAUAUAAAAGCUACAUUCAUCCUGGCUCCUCCUCCUCAACACUUGCAAUUUAACUUUCUUACAGGUUUACCCACCACGAAGAUCUGGGUUGUGGGGCACAGCAUUGUCCAUUGGGCGGCGGAGCAUGCCUGGUCGCACAAUGGGGGUCAUAACCUUAACAUUCACCCCGAGGUACGCAUUUAUUGGAUGGGCCACCGGGGCAUGCGUUAGUCGGGCUUGAUGCCCAUAUUUAGUAAGUCUUGAUUUUACACCUGGGGGAGAAUGAUCUAGUCGAACAAAAAGGCAUUGCCCUGACCCUUGCUGCAAGGGCAGAUAUAGAAAGCUUGCAUGCCUUGUACCCAACAGUGGCCAUCGGCUGGUCCAAUCUCCUCCCCCGUCUCCGCUGGACGGGGGCUUCCAAUCCCUCUCACAUUAAUUAUGAGGUGGAAAAAAUCGACAGGGCCAUGCGCAAUACCAUGCGGCUAAUUGGUGGAUUCUCUAUCCCAUACCCCACCAUCAGGGCAGAGAUGGCCGGCUUAUUCAGGGUGGACGGGGUGCAUCUGACACCAUUUGGGAAUGACCUCUGGCUGCACGACUUGCAACAAGUCCUCAGGGACUGGGUAGGCAACAAGGUUUGAAGGCAGAGUAUGGGUGAUGGUUCCUCGGUUGUGGGACUCUUGGUGGCGAGGCCCUUAGGGGGCCUAGGGUGGCAGUUUUAGGCCUUGGCAAAGUAUCCUUUAGUCUAUCACCAAUUUGUGGGGGAUGCAUUCAUGCUCCCCCCCAUGCGCCGGCGCUUGCAGGGCCCGUUAAAGGGCAAAACCGGGAGUCCCUGGCCCUAGAGCGGCGCCAUGUAGGUCAAACUCCCCGGACGAGGUCGGUGGAAGGACAUGCUGUGUAAGUUUGCGCUUUGCAGUCCCCUCUCGCUGGACCUCAUCUGCCUGCACAUGCUCAGCCAGGCGGGCUGAGAGGGUUACCUGCCAAGGCCUGUGCCAAGUUUCCCACGUCUGAAGCUCAAUAAAGUUGUGGCCAAUUUGAACCCCAUACUCUGGUCUCUUGUCUCAUCAUUUGGGGAAAAGGGGGUGGGCACCACAGGCAGGGUUUAGCGCAUGUGCCCACACUAGAACUUCCCUUGCAUAUCUAGAUCCUGGGGCAAGUCAGUGAUAGGAUUUAGCUUUCCUUUGCUAACAAUAAGCUCUGGGCAUUUCCUGGGAAAGGAGGAUGUAUGUGUCUGAGGGAUUAGGGUGGGAGGUGGGAGGGAAAAGAGUCCAUUGGAUGAAGGAAAUUGGCAAAGGGGUUGAUAUUAUAUGAUUUAUAAAGCUAGAUAUCUUCCCUUAGCUGUCAAGUCGAAAGGAUACAUUCAGGCAUAAUAUUUGUAGCAUUUAAUAACUUUAAAGAUGUCCCCCCCCCCGUAAUUUCCGUAACAACAUCAAUUCCUGUAACACACUCCAGAUAUAUGCAUGUGAAAUAAGGUUUUUGUGCGGCAUAAACAAAACAUAACAUGUGGGAUGAAACUGCAAGAUCUCUGCUACGCUGUUGUGCAAAGAGGAGAGAAACUGCUAUGAUGUUUUGCAUUCAAGGUGGAGCAGAAGAUAGAAAUGACUGACAUGAAAAACAGAAUGCUCUUCCUGCCUAUCGGGGUUUCCCACACUAGGCAGGGUGUUAUUUGUAACUGUGCAAAUUCUCAGAAAUGGUCCACAGCACAUAGAUUUCGCUUUCGCUUUUGCUGUUUACUCCAAUAGUUUCCCUGCAGCUUUCUCUGCCUUCCUUGUCCUCCUGAGCAGGGAGCCUUCUGAAAUCUCAAUCAGGGAUAGUCCGACCAUGAGGUGGGAGAAUGCAUGUUCUCAAAGAGCCCCUGUUUUCCAGGGACAGCCCAGGAAUUGCAUAAGCCAUCCCAGUUUCUGAUUUGAUCCUGGAAUGCCCCGGUUUUCCUUUUUUCCUCCCCUCGAAGUAUCGGAGAACAAUUAAAAGUGGUGUGUAGGAGCAAAAAUGGACUCCUGUUUACCCUGAAAAUAAAAUUCCUGCACCAAAUGGAGGAAAUGGUGAUGGUGGCGCACAAAGCCCCUCCUAUAAUUUUGAAGGAAGAGGUCACCAAUCCCCUUUCCAUUCUGUAAUUGCAAUGCUUCAGUGGCCAGCCAUUUCUCAGGAAACACUGGGAGUGUUUAUUCCUUAAUUGUAAAUGGAGCCUUGCUCUGUCUGUUGUUGUUGUUUAGUCGUUUAGUCAUGUCCGCCUCUUUGUGACCCCCUGAACCAGAGCACGCCAGGCCCGCCUGUCUUCCACUGCCUCCCGCAGUUUGGUCAAACUCAUGCUGGUAGCUUCGAGAACACUGUCCCACCAUCUCGUCCUCUGUCAUCCCCUUCUCCUUGUGCCCUCCAUCUUUCCCAACAUCAGGGUCUUUUCCAGGAGUCUUCUCUUCUCAUGAGGUGGCCAAAGUAUUGGAGCCUCAGCUUCAGGAUCUGUCCUUCCAGUGAGCACUCAGGGCUGAUUUCCUUCAGAAUGGAGAGGUUUGAUCUUCUUGCAGUCCAUGGGACUCUCAAGAGUCUCCUCCAGCACCAGAAUUCAAAAGCAUCAAUUGCUCUGACAGAUCAAUUGCUCUGUCUACUCAUAAGUAAAUCCCACGGUAUUCAAUGGUGCUUACUCCCAUGUAACUGGGUGAAGACUAGGCAGCUUCACACUGCAAGCCGAACCAUGUUUAGUCAGAAGUAAGUCCCACUGAGUUCAAUAGGAUUUCCCAUGGGGCUGCCCCUAUAAAUACCAGACAGAUGGGCGAUUAAAGGGUCUGGGGAACAAGGAAGUGGAAUGAGGGAUGCAGGACAGAUUUGAUCCAGCUUCCAUUGAAAAGUGAAAAGUAUUUGGUACGAAGUUGUAAGUGGGAUGGGGGAGGGGGUUAAAUAUGCUUUCUGUUCCUGUUUUCAAAUAUGCAAAUAAAAAAAGAGUUGUUUUCUGGAGAUGGGUGUUAAAUAAUUCCCUUCCCAAAUGGUAAAAAUUUCAGAACUUUGGGAAGUUCAAGCAUGUCUCUCGCUGUGCAGGACCUGGUGUCCAGGCACUCAUAAGAAUUCACUGUACAUUUACAGACAGUGUGGUGUAGUGGUUAAGAGCGGUGGACUCGUAAUCUGGGGAACCGGGUUUGCGUCUCCGCUCCUCCACCUGCAGCUGCUGGGUGACCUUGGGCCAGUCACACUUCUCUGAAGUCUCUCAGCCCCACUCACCUCACAGAGUGUUUGUUGUGGGGGAGGAAGGGAAAGGAGAAGGUUAGCCGCUUUGAGACUCCUUAAAGGGAGUGAAAGGCGGGAUAUCAAAUCCAAAACUCUUCUUCUUCUAAUUGGCUGUAGGGCGGUAAAUGUGUCUGGCUUAGAAACAGGCCUCUUUUGGUUUCCUGGGGCUUAUUCCCAGGAAGUGGGUGCAGGAUGGCAGUCUAGGCUUUGGUUUAGGAUCGGUGUUUGGGGAAAUGGGGUUAUUUAGCCUUUGAAAGUUGUCUGUCCACAAUGACCAUAGCUGUCAACUUUUCCCUUUUCUUGUGAGGAAUCCUAUUCAGAACACACACCCCUGCCAGCAAUUUUAUGACUACCUCCUCCCACCACGCUCUCUCCAAAUUCAAAAUGUACCCCCUGAUCCAAAAUGGUCGGUGACCGUUUGAUCCAGCUCCCAUUGAAAGGUGGAAAUUAUAAAUUUCCACUUUCCAAAGCAAAAUGAAACACAGCCAAUCUCUGAAAUCCUCGCUUUGUGGAAUUUCGCGAUGCAGUUCUCCAGCCAGAGUUCACAAGAAUGCAUAUAACUGUGAAAAUGACAUGCAAAUAUGCAUUUUAUUAGGAACAGUGUCUUGCAAAAGUAUGUAUGUAAUUUACAAAGUUGUUUGUUAGGGGAAAUUGACACAAAAAUACACAAUUGACACAAAAAUACAGUUAAACUUUCAUAAUGGUUCAAAAACAAAACAUUUCCAGAGAGUUUAAGAUGGGGAAAAUGAGAAACUGAGAGAACUGAAGUGGACCAAUGUAUCCACUCCUUUGUGGGGUUUAGGCAACUGCGGACAGUUAGGUAUGUUACUAUUUUCAUAAAAUCCUUUACCACUUGAUUGUAGAAAACCUCAAAGCGCUCUGCAAAAAGAAUAAUGCAACAGGAUUAUGAUUAAUAACGAAAACAUCCACAAAUUAAAACCAGCGACAAACUACAAACAUAUCAGCAUUCUAAAUAUGUGAGUAGCCUUGUCUAAACAAAAAUGUUUUUCGCAGGCGGCAAAAAAAAGGUAGCAAAGUUGCCUGCCUGAUGUCGAUAUGCAGGGAGUGUGGGUGCCGCCACACCGAAAGAACGAUUUCUUAUCAAUGCAGAACAGAUAUUAUGUGGCACCUGUAACUGUGCCCAUUCUGCCAAUCGAAGCAUCCAGAGACCACAUGUGGGGUCAGGCGAUCUCAGGGCUAAACUGCUCCCAAACAGUUACGGACUUAAUAUCCUGAGAGCAAUGCCUUGAACUUGGCCUGGCAGCAAAUCGGGAGCCAGGGCAGGUCUCUGAGCCCAGGCGUCCUAGGCUGACAAGCACCUGCUGCUGUCAACAAUGGUGGCAUCCUGCACUCAUUGCAACUUCCAGAUUAGGCACAAGGGAAGUGUUAUGUAUUGAAGUUCUCACCCUGGCCACCAGGAGUAUUGUGUAUGUAGUUUUCACUCAGGUCCACGUCAGUUAUUUUAGGCGGGAAACCCUGGGUUGUUGUUGCUACAAUGUUGACAGCCAGCUGCUUAUAAAAGCAGGCCGGCUAAGCUGUUUGCUGUUCAGUUCUGUUCCAGUUUACAAAAUAAAGAGCUGCUUUGGAGAAAUCGCUGUGUCGUCUGCCAUGUCUACCCACUAUUCAACACUGGCGACGAGGAUGGGAUAGGUGGACAUCAGAGCACAGCCAGAUGCGGCCAUCCUCUGAACUGAGCUGAAUCACAGAGUGAAAUUACUGAGUGAAAUCACUGGACAGAACCAAUUCAGAGCUGACUGUUCUGGCUGGAGCGCUGUGUUCCAUCCAUCGCCCUUCAUGCCGGCAUCGGAAUCAUGGCUUCACUUGUGCCUCUGCCAUUCGCACCAGCCUCUGAAUCAUGGGACUCCUACCUCGCUCGGUUCGAUUGCUACCUCCAAGCCAACGAGCUGACAGCAGUAUCAAAUGAACGGAAGCGGGGCCUAUUCCUCAGCCUCUGUGGGCCUGAGGUGUUUGAGACGGCCCGAGCAUUGGUUGCGCCUGAAGCAGUCCAGGCAACACCAUGGGACACGAUCCAAGAGAAGCUCCGCAACCACUACGCGCCAAAGCCGUCCAAGAUUGCUGCCCGCCAUGCGUUUUACCACCGGAACCAGGCAGAGGGGGAGUCACUGCGAGUUCCGAGACUUAGACGAUGCCCUGAUGGAUUGAAUCGUCUGCGGAGUCCGGGACAUCCAUCUGCAACGGCGUCUCCUCGCCAAGCCAGACCUCACGCUACAGGAAGCCAUCGAGGAGGCUGUGGCCUCAGAAGCUGCUGAACGCUCCGCCCAGGAGAUCCGCAAGUCCAGCAGCUUGCGUCUUGCUAGGAAGCAAGUUCCAGUGCAUCAUGAAGAGGCCAGCAGUGAUGAGGCAUCCUCCAGUGAAGAUGAUGACGUGCACCAGACAAAGCGGGAGCGCAGGAAGUUCCAACAGAAGGCCAAGGGCCAACCGGAAUGCGCCGGCUGCGGAGGCAACCAUUCCUGUGCCAAGUGUCGAUUCAGAGACACCAUCUGUAGGAAGUGUUCCAGAAGGGGCCACAUCGCUAAGGUCUGCCGAUCGGCUCCGUCUGACACCCCCCCUUCACCGACUCGCAAGUCCAAGUCUUCACUCCAGUCUGCCAAGGAAAGCUGUUUCGCUCUCACCAACUGCCGCUGCCCGUCUGGAACCACGAUUGGCCAAACCGACUCGCCUACGCGACGCAAGCUGAAUGUCACGGUGCUCAUUGAAGGAGCUCCAUGUGACAUGGAGAUCGACACCGGGUCUGCCCUGUCCAUCGUGUCUUGGAGCACCAUCAAAAGACUGGUACCCAGAGUGUCCAAAGGCAACUCGACUCUCACCGCGUCCACCUGAGAGACUACCAGGGAAACGACAUUCCCGUGGUAGGCGUUGGCCGGUUCCGGAUCGCCUUCAAGGAUUUUCGGGCCUGCUCCGGCUGGUGGUGGUCGAAGGUCAGCGGCCAAGCCUCCUAGGGCUAGACUGGUUUGAUGCCCUCGGCCUGGAAGUCACCGGCAUCAACUGCAUCUCUAACGCAGAGACUGAGGGUCUGGUCAAAGACUUUGCCGAGGUUUUUGACGGCACUUUGGGGCAAUAUACAGGUACGCCCAUCUCCUUUAGCCUUGAUCCACAAGUCGCCCCCAUCAAGCUAAAGCCACGCCGGGUUCCCUUUGCUCUCAAGGCUAAGGUGGACGAACAACUGGACAAGCUGAUCGCCCAAGGAGUUUUGGAGCCGGUUGACCACGCCAAGUGGGAAACCCCCAUCGUCACGCCUGUCAAGCCAGACGGGUCGGUGAGAAUCUGCGCUGACUACAAGUGCACGAUCAACAAGGCACUUCAGCAGCACGCUUAUCCGGUUCCUGUUGUCCAACACCUGCUGCAUUCCCUGGGUGAGGGUAAGGUCUUCGCUAAGCUGGACCUUGCCCAAGCCUAUCAACAACUGCCCGUCGAUGAUGCCACUGCUGAAGCCCAGACGAUCGUCACCCACCGAGGGCAUUCCGUUGCCGCCGGUUGCAGUUCGGGGUGAGUGUGGCUCCUGGCAUCUUCCAAAGCCUUAUGGAGCGUCUCCUGCAAGGGCUUCCGGGCGUGGUACCAUAUUUUGAUGACGUCUUGGUGUCCGCAGACUCACACCAGCAGCUGUUCGAGCGCCUCCGUGCCGUGCUGACCAGGUUCCAAGAGGCCGGGCUCAAGGUAAAGAGGGAGAAGUGCCAGAUCGCCGUUCCACAGGUAGAGUUCCUGGGCUAUCUUAUCGACGCCUCCGGCCUUCACCCGACCACAUCCAAGAUCCGCGCUAUCCAGCAGGCCCCCAUCCCAAAGAACAAGACGGAGUUGCAGGCGUUCCUGGGGCUGCUGAACUUUUAUAACAUGUUCCUGCCCCACAAAGCCACGGUGGCUGAGCCUCUUCACCGACUCCUCAGCACAAAGACGCCUUGGUCCUGGGGUCAUCGGGAGACGGCGGCCUUCAACGCGGUCAAGGCUCUCCUUUCAUCGGACAGUGUGCUGGUACAGUACAGUGAAUCCAGGCCGCUGGUCCUUGCCUGCGACGCCUCACCUUUUGGCAUCGGCGCUGUCCUUAGUCACCGUUUUCCAGACGGAAGAGAAGCACCGCUCGCCUACUUUUCCAGGACGCUAUCUCCGACGGAACGGAAUUACAGCCAGCUCGACAAGGAGGCACUGGCACUUGUGGCUGGAGUGAAGAGGUUCCAUGAAUACCUCUAUGGCAGGACUUUUGACCUCAUCACUGACCACAAGCCGCUCCUGGGCCUCCUCGCCG